AUGGCUCGUAGCAUUGAUUUGAAGACUAUUACCGACUGGUCGGUGCUGAUAGGAACUGGAAUUUCGCUAUAUUACCUACUUCACAAAUUACUAGUGGAAGCGGAGGGAGGACCACUAUCAAACGUUUCGAAAGAAUCCCGUGAAAAGCAGUCAUUGACAUGGAAAAGACUGAUGGAAAGUAAUCCUUCACUUGCAGGGACGCAUCUAAAUUCAUAUGAACAAAACGCUCUAAGUUCAGUUGUUACUCCACAGGAUAUAGAUGUGACGUUUUCUGACAUUGGUGGAUUAGAGAAUAUUAUUGAUGAGCUUACAGAAAGCGUGAUUUAUCCAUUAACUACACCUGAGCUAUACACCCAGAAUUCAUUACUGGAGGCACCAACAGGGGUGUUAUUAUACGGUCCUCCAGGGUGCGGCAAGACCAUGAUUGCGAAAGCGCUGGCCCAUGAGAGUGGGGCCAACUUUUUAUCUAUAAGAAUGUCUUCGAUUAUGGAUAAAUGGUACGGUGAGUCCAAUAAAAUUGUCGAUGCUAUAUUUUCGUUGGCAAAUAAAAUCCAGCCUUGUAUUAUAUUUAUCGAUGAGAUUGAUUCAUUUUUGAGGGAGAGAGCUUCUUCGGACCAUGAAGUGACUGCUAUGUUGAAGGCUGAAUUCAUGACACUAUGGGAUGGUUUAACAUCGAACGGUAGAAUAAUCGUCAUGGGAGCAACUAAUAGACUUGCUGACAUCGAUAGUGCAUUUUUAAGAAGGUUGUCCAAGAGAUUUUCAGUCCCAUUGCCCAAUGAAGCGCAACGCAGAAAAAUUCUUACUGUUAUUUUGGAUAAAGUCAACGUUGACCCUGAGGAUUUUGACUUAGAGUAUAUUAUCCAAGCUACCCGUGGACUAUCGGGCUCUGAUUUAAAAGAACUGUGCAGGGAUGCUGCUUUGAAUGCAGCUCGUGAGUAUAUAAGGCAAAAAAGACAGAUGUCUUCCCUACCAUCAGAAGAGAGCCAGGAACCUGAGUUGAAAAUGAGGUCAUUACAGACUAAGGACUUCUUGAAGAACUUGAAAUUAGAUGCCUCACAGCCGUAUAUCAGCUCUGCUAUGCUGGAUUAA
This is a messenger RNA of Eremothecium cymbalariae DBVPG#7215, 1089 nucleotides long. It is a transcript of the gene MSP1, whose product is annotated as protein-degrading AAA family ATPase MSP1. The record is from RefSeq and is a predicted model, not a curated record. Gene Ontology annotation, molecular function: ATP hydrolysis activity; ATP binding. The transcript has a single exon. NCBI's taxonomy places the organism in Eukaryota, Fungi, Ascomycota, Saccharomycetes, Saccharomycetales, Saccharomycetaceae. Gene Ontology annotation, cellular component: mitochondrial outer membrane. Bases 1 to 1089 code for a protein of 362 amino acids.